Molecule: messenger RNA, 1635 nt
Organism: Aspergillus pseudoviridinutans
Lineage: Eukaryota; Fungi; Ascomycota; Eurotiomycetes; Eurotiales; Aspergillaceae
Exons: 5
Coding region: 1-1635 (544 amino acids)
Source: RefSeq, a predicted model, not a curated record
AUGGCCGCCACAACUCUGAAGACAGCUUUGCUCGGUGAAGUUCAAGGAAAGACCGCAGACGGCGUAACACAGUAUCUCGGGAUAAAAUAUGCCUCCCUUCGAGAUCGACUGGCCGUCGCCGAAGUUACUGACCAUGGGAAUCGAGAUAUUGUCCUCAAUGCGACAACUUAUGGACCUACCGCCGUUUCUCCACCCUUCGGUUGCGAGCUGGAGCAGAGUGCAAUACAGCAUACGCUUCCUAGAAAAGCGAUUUCUCAGUCCGACGUCAGUUGUCUUACCUUGAAUAUCACGGUUCCAUCUGGUACCACUCCAGCCUCUAAGCUACCAGUCUUCAUUUUCAUCCACGGAGGUGGGCUUGUCACUGGAGGGACCUCCUGGCCUCAGUACGAUAUGGCGCGAUUUGUGAGAUUGUCAGUCGAGAAGAAACUCCCCAUUAUUGCUGUCUCCGUAAACUAUCGUCUAGGAAUCUUUGGAUUCCUCACCUCAGAGGAACUUAGAAACGCUGGAUAUAAGCCUAAUAACGGUCUCCGGGACCAGAGAGCAGCAAUGUUAUGGGUGCAAAAGCAUAUUCAUUGUUUUGGAGGGGACAACCAGAAUGUUACACUGGCCGGAAUGAGUGCGGGCGCGGUAACAGCGGCAGUAACCCUUCACUUGCGUUGCAGCGAUAACUUGUUUUCAAGGGCAAUAGCAAUGAGUGGCAGCUACUUCAUGACGCCGCCAUUGUCCUUGGAUGCGCAUGAAGAGGGCUAUAGGCAGGCCAUGAAGGCAUUAGGUCUGGCAGAUAUGACUCCGGAACAGAGGCUUAGGGUUUUGCUUGACAACCCCGCGCAGGAGUUAAUGUCCAAGAUUCCACCCACAGUGCCGAUAGCUUUCGCUACUGAUGGAGAAMUCAUCCCCUCGGCUAUGACUUUUGCCCAGACAAAGUCCUAUGGGGGUAUGAAGCCGGAAGCAGACGGCGCGUGCAUAGAUUUGAUGAUUGGUAAUGCGCAGAUGGAUGCUAGCAUUUGCUCCUUUUCUACUCCACAUUGGAGGCAGAAUGCGGCACAAAACCUGAUCACGGCAAUGUAUGAUGUCCUUGCGGCGAAACCGGCUGAAGCACGAGAGCUUCUUGAGAAAUACAGCAUAGCAUAUGAUACUCCAGAUGAUGAAGCGUUUUCCGCAGUGCUUAACUUCAUCAACGACGUCGUAUCCUUUGCACCAGUUAUGAGCUUCGCCCAGGGCUGGAAAGGAAACGUACAUGUCUAUUACUUCAAUGAAGGUAACCCUUGGGAAGGACCUUGGAAAGGUCAACCUUCUCACUUACUUGAUAUUGCAUACCUCUUUCAGAACUACAGUGAGUAUUUAGGCGAACAGCAGCAAGCUGUAGCAACCGCAUUCGCAGAAGACUUUUUUAGAUUUUGUUACGGAUUUAGUCCUUGGCCCGUCGUUGAUAAACAGGGGAACGAAAGGGGUUUCGCGGCGCGUGUAUAUGGUCCAAGUGAUAAAGGACUGUCUGCUACUAUAACAGCACAGCCUUAUGGGGGUGAAACCAUGCGGAGGAACAUCAUUUUUGGCAAGGCCGAUAAAGUUUCCUUGGAUGAUUUGCUGAUGGUGGUGCCGAAAUUUGCACUCCAUGCAUCCGUUGGGAUUCAGUAG